UUAUUUUGCAAAUGUUUCUGUGGAUCUAAUAGUACCAUCUUUGAACUACCUCUGCUCGAUCCAAAACCAUGUAGCAACUGCACAAAGCAAUUUUGUUUGGACAACGUACAAGAUGGCAUGUGCGAUGGCAUUGCCGAUGAAACUUGUCCCAGUAAUGAUUUUCGCACUACAUGUUUUGCACGCGACUCGGUUAAGGACGAGUCGAUUGUCUUUUUGUUUCUCAUAUUAACUGUUGGUCUGCUCAUUUCGGCUGCAUUAAAACCUCGAUUUGACCGUUGGCAGGAG
Molecule: messenger RNA, 285 nt
Organism: Zychaea mexicana
Lineage: Eukaryota; Fungi; Mucoromycota; Mucoromycetes; Mucorales; Lichtheimiaceae
Exons: 2
Source: RefSeq, a predicted model, not a curated record